This is a messenger RNA of Peromyscus leucopus (white-footed mouse), 1147 nucleotides long. Its product is annotated as olfactory receptor 5K1. Gene Ontology annotation, molecular function: olfactory receptor activity; odorant binding; G protein-coupled receptor activity. Gene Ontology annotation, biological process: sensory perception of smell; G protein-coupled receptor signaling pathway. The transcript has a single exon. Bases 85 to 1050 code for a protein of 321 amino acids. Gene Ontology annotation, cellular component: membrane. The record is from RefSeq and is a predicted model, not a curated record. Lineage: Eukaryota; Metazoa; Chordata; Mammalia; Rodentia; Cricetidae.
UUGAAACAAAGAGAGUUUAGUUUAAUGUUUUGAGCACACAGGAAAGCACUUUAUUUCUCAACUUUUUUUUUCAGACAAUCAGGAAUGGUUGAAGAAAAUCACACCAUGAAACAUGAGUUUAUCCUUACUGGAUUUACAGACCAUCCAGAAAUGAAGGCCCUUCUGUUUGUGGUAUUCUUUGUCACCUAUCUGAUCACCAUGGUAGGGAAUAUGGGCCUGAUGAUUCUGAUUUCCAAAGAACGUUCUCUGCACACACCAAUGUACAUCUUUCUUGGCAACCUGGCUCUGGUGGAUUCUUGCUGUGCCUGUGCUAUUACUCCUAAAAUGUUGGCGAACUUUUUUUCCCAGAACAGAACAAUCUCUCUGUAUGAAUGCAUGGCACAGUUUUAUUUUCUUUGCACUGUUGAAACUGCAGACUGCUUUCUUCUGGCAGCAAUGGCCUAUGACCGCUAUGUGGCCAUAUGCAACCCUCUGCAGUACCACACCAUGAUGUCCAAGAAGCUCUGCCUUCAUAUGACCACAGGAGCCUUCAUAGCUGGAAAUCUGCAUUCCAUGAUCCAUGUGGGGCUGCUAUUUAGACUGGCAUUCUGUGGUUCUAAUCAUAUCAACCACUUUUAUUGUGACAUCCUUCCUUUGUACAGACUCUCCUGCAUUGACCCCUAUGUCAAUGAGCUGGUGCUGUUUGUCUUUUCAGGUUCAAUUCAAGUCUUCACAAUAGGUAGCGUCCUCAUAUCUUACCUUUACAUUGUUUUCACAAUUUUCCAAAUGAAAUCCAAAGAGGGGAGGAUCAAAGCCUUCUCCACCUGUGCAUCUCACUUUUUGUCUGUUUCAUUAUUCUAUGGAUCUCUUUUCUUCAUGUACAUUAGGCCAAAUUUGCUAGAAGAAGGAGAUAAGGAUAUACCAGCUGCUAUUUUGUUUACAAUAGUGGUUCCCUUACUAAACCCUUUCAUUUAUAGCUUGAGAAAUAAAGAAGUAAAGAAUGUCUUGAAAAAAAUUCUGAUGAAAAAAAUAAUCUCAAGAAAUUUUAAACAAGCAUCUGCUAUAGCUUAAAGAUUUGAAUCAGCAGAAACUUCACCAGAAAUUCCACAGGGGAAAUGCUUGUAAAUUGUAGACAAAAUGUUAAAGUAUCAUAAUGCUAUCAAAUUAA